GCCCAUCGUGAUGAUUUGCCCAAAAGAAGGAAGCCCAUUAAAGAAGAAGCCCAACCAUCGUUAGAAAUAUCCCCGACGAGAGAGGAAAACACACUGUCAGACAAUCGCUGGCGAGAGAGAUCGCGUCUCCAAUGGAAACCAAUUUACUUGAGAGAGAAGAGAGUCAACAGGCCUGUGCCAAAAUCUGCAUUUCAUAGCGUUCCAGGUUUCUCACGCCCAGAUCAUCCUCCCUCCUGUUUCGCAGUGGUGACAUUUUCCCCAAGAGACUCGCGAUUCAAUUUGCCUGGAUGCAGCACUGGCGAAGCAAAGGGUUGUAGAGAGUAUUGCAGCAUGAGAUGUGCCCAUAAUAUUUUGAUCACUGAAAGCUCCAGGAAAUUUUGGGAUCAAGGUAAGAAGAAUAGUAGACUUGGUACAGAGGCACUGAAUUGUUACUUGAAGAAUAAGUUGGUUGCACUAAGAACUUCAUCACCAAUAUAUGACCAUGCAGCGAGAGAGAGAGUAGAUCUCUCUGAAGCCGUACAGGCUGACAUGAAACUCCGAGUAGAGGAAGAGGCAGGGGGACCCAGGAUAUUCUUGAAGUGGGUGCUUCGAAGCCAUCAGGACCUGUUAAGGAAAGCAAGCUUUUCUGGAGCUUGUCUCUCAGCAAGAAAAUUGCAAGAGUUGGGCUGCUGGAGAGAUAGUAGCGGAGCAUUCAUCAUAACACAAGAUGCAGUGACCGCUGGUAAGAAAUCCGGGUGCGAGGUCAAAUUCCUCAGUUUUCUCAUGGCUCCACUUAACGAUUCUCUGGCAUCAAUCAACGAUGUCAUCGAAUCCAAACCAAACUGUUUUAGCCUCUCCCAAGGGAUUCUUCGUGCCAAAGAAUCUUCUCCAAUCCUCUUCGAUGUUCCUCAAAACCUAACUUUCACACCAUAUCCAUCUCACUCCAUACCCACUGAUGCUCCUCUCCCAAUUCUCCUCCGUGUUCAAGCCAACGCUCACAAAGGAGGGUUUCUCGGAUUCACCAAAGAUUCACCUUCCGAGCUUCUCACAAACUCCUUGGGGAGAUUCGAAAACAGAGAGUUCCUCAGCGUUUUCCGGUUCAAAAUGUGGUGGUCAACGGCUUGGAUCGGGAAAUCCGGGUCGGAUCUUCAAGCCGAGACUCAAUGGGUGAUGCUAAAAAUUCCUGAGAUCGAUUCCUAUGUGGCCAUCAUACCAAGCAUAGAAGGAUCUUUCAGGGCUGCACUUAACCCUGGUGAAAAAGGUAAUGUCUUGAUCUCUGCAGAGAGUGGCUCUACUCAAGUAAAAGAGUCAGCUUUCAACUCCAUUGCCUACAUUCACAUUUGUGACAAUCCUUAUAACCUCAUGAGAGAGUCUUUUAGCGCCCUUCGUGUCCAUAUGAACACUUUCAAGCUUCUAGAAGAGAAGAAGCUUCCGAAAAUCGUCGAUAAGUUUGGAUGGUGCACUUGGGAUGCUUGCUACCUGACUGUUGACCCUGCAACAAUUUGGACCGGUGUCAAGGAGUUUGAAGAAGGAGGUGUAUGUCCCAAGUUUGUCAUCAUUGAUGAUGGAUGGCAAAGCUUUGAUGGUGAUGAGCCAGGCAAAGACGCAGAGAAUCUUGUUCUUGGCGGAGAGCAGAUGACUGCGAGGCUUCACAGCUUCAAGGAAUGUAAGAAGUUUAGAAACUAUAAAGGUGGAUCCUUUUUAGCAUCUGACGCAUCUCACUUCGACCCUCGCAAACCGAAGAGGAUCAUAUACAAAGCCACCGAGCGGAUUCAAGCCAUUAUAGAAAAACAGAAGUUGGUUCGUGAAUUUGGGGAACAAGAUCUACCCCAACUUGACGAAAAGAUCAACAAGUUUAGCGAAGAGCUCAAUGCAAUGUUUGAUGAAGAUGGGAAACACGAGUCUUUGGGUUCUGAGGAUGUUUCAGGCUCAGGUAUGGAAGCUUUCACAAGGGAUUUGAGGUUAAGGUUUAAGAAUUUAGAUGGUAUAUAUGUCUGGCAUGCUCUAUGUGGUGCUUGGAAUGGUGUUAGGCCUGAAUGCUUAACGCAUUUGAAUUCCAAGGUUGUUCCUUUUGAGAUUUCACCUGGUCUAGAUGCUGCAAUGACUGAUCUCGCCGUCGAUAGGAUUGUGGAAGCCGGGAUUGGAGCCAAGAUUGAUGUUUUUCAAACCUUAGAGUCGGUAGCAGAAGAACAUGGAGGAAGAGUGGAACUUGCUAAAACUUACUACGGUGGCUUGACCAAAUCCAUGGUUAAGAAUUUCAAUGGAACUGAAAUCAUUGCUAGUAUGCAACAGUGCAAUGAGUUCUUCUUCCUUGCCACAAAACAAAUCUCUAUCGGCAGAGUUGGUGAUGACUUUUGGUGGCAAGACCCACAUGGUGACCCGCAAGGAGUGUAUUGGCUACAAGGACUACACAUGAUUCAUUGUUCUUACAACAGUUUUUGGAUGGGUCAAAUGAUUCUACCAGAUUGGGACAUGUUCCAAUCAGAUCACGUCUGUGCCGAGUUCCACGCCGCGUCUCGAGCCAUCUCUGGUGGGCCUAUCUACCUCAGUGACCAUCUUGGCGAAGCCUCGCAUAACUUUGACCUCAUCAAGAAACUCGCUUUCUUUGAUGCUACCGUCCCGAGGUGUCUCCACUAUGCUCUUCCCACUAGAGAUACUCUCUUCAAGAACCCUUUGUUUGACAAAGAAUCAAUCCUCAAGAUCUUCAACUUCAACAAGUUUGGAGGAGUGAUUGGAACAUUUAACUGUCAAGGAGCUGGAUGGAGCCCGAAGGAGCAUAGGUUCAAGGGAUACAAAGAUUGUUACAAGACUGUUUCAGGAACAGUUCAUGUCUCGGACAUCGAAUGGGAUCAAAACCCAGAAGCUGCAGGUUCUCAGGUGAGCUACGCUGGAGAUUACUUGGUCUACAAGAAGCAAUCCGAGGAAAUCCUUUUCAUGAACUCUAAAUCACACGCUAUCGAGAUAACGCUAGAGCCAUCUUCGUAUGAUCUGUUCAGUUUCGUGCCAGUCACGGAACUAGGAAGGUCAGGGCUUAGAUUUGCACCUCUAGGGUUGAUCAACAUGUUCAACUGUGUUGGAACAGUUCAAGAGAUGGACGUUACUGGUGAUAACGGCAUUAGGGUUGUCUUGAAAGGCGAAGGAAGAUUCAUGGCGUAUUCCAGCUCUGCUCCAAAGAUUUGUUACUUGAACGACAAGGAAGCUGAAUUUGAGUGGGAAGAAGAAACUGGUAAACUCAGUUUCCACGUUCCUUUGGUUGAAGAUUCUGGUGGCAUCUCUCAUCUCUCUUUCACCUUCUAAGAAUUGUUUAACCAGAAAUUGGUUUUUAUUUAUCUUUUAAUUUGGAGAAUCAUUAAGCAACUUAUUUGGUAUGUUAUCAUCAGUGAAUGAUUAUUUAAGUAGAUGAUUGCUUCAGUACACAUAUGAACAUAAGUUAG
Thlaspi arvense is the source of this 3413-nucleotide messenger RNA. The record is from the annotation of a GenBank genome assembly. NCBI's taxonomy places the organism in Eukaryota, Viridiplantae, Streptophyta, Magnoliopsida, Brassicales, Brassicaceae.